This is a messenger RNA of Diuraphis noxia (Russian wheat aphid), 3316 nucleotides long. It is a transcript of the gene tau, whose product is annotated as microtubule-associated protein tau. Gene Ontology annotation, cellular component: neuron projection. The record is from RefSeq and is a predicted model, not a curated record. Gene Ontology annotation, biological process: neuron projection development; microtubule cytoskeleton organization. NCBI's taxonomy places the organism in Eukaryota, Metazoa, Arthropoda, Insecta, Hemiptera, Aphididae. Gene Ontology annotation, molecular function: microtubule binding.
CUUAAAUAAAUGCAAAUAUACAUAUAUAUUGCACGUAAAUAAUAUAAUUUUAACUAAUACACACAUGGCAUCGCAUAACUGCGAUAUACAUUGUGAACACUAACCAAAUUUACUAAUAAUAAAAAAAUAACAUGGACAGCCAUCGUCGGAGUAGCAUUAUAGAACCCACGGGUGGUGGUUACGUACCGGAUACAAGAAGUCAAUUGAACACGACGACUGUACAAGCCAAGCCAUCGCAGCAGAGGGCCCCUGAAUUCGGUUCGAGACCGCCGCGGCCCGAAUUCUAUCAACAAAAUCCAUACGGCGCGCCCAACAGGCCACAGGGACAGCAGCAACGGCCACCGCCGCCGAGAACGUCAGGCGAAAACAAGGCCAGUCCCUGGAAUCUUAUUCGGCAAGCUCUGCCACCGGACGUCGGGGUCCGUGGUCCGGUACAGUUGCAGCAACAGCAACAACGUGGGCCUCCGCCGCAGAAUUAUAACAGCAUCAACAACAACAUGCAACAGAGACCACCAAUGCAACAAGAACAGCAACAGUACAGGCAACAGUUGCCGAUGCAGGAACGCCGUGGUCCUACGUCCCGGGUCACUGAAGACAGGCCGAUGCCACAAUUCCGGUCAGAUAAUGGUAGACAGGCGAGACCCGUAGGAGGCGGUGCUGAUGACGACGAAGAAGUAGUGGUCAACUCUUCCAUUAAUCAACAGAUGCAGCAACAGCAACAACCGACAUUAAACCGAAGGGAUUCUACGACAUUUGCAAGCGGCCGAGCCGGUGACGGACCGGUUGACCCAAACAAGCAGUGGCAGCCGAGAGCGGUGGCGCCGGGAAUGGUACCGUACGGUAAACCACAGCAACAGGAACAACAGUACGGUAGACAAUCGUUGGUGAUACCCGAGGGACAGGAGCAGACACGUUUUCCAGCGCAAGCAACCGGUGCGUACAACAACAGCCGGCCCACGGCCUCGCAAGAAGACGACGUUGGCAGUAGACAACCGGUGCAAAUGCAAAAUGGCAUGCAAAAAAUCUUGCAGCCACAACAACAACAGCCACAGAGACAACAACAGCAAAACUUGUUGACAAGACGGGACAGCGUGUUGGACGCGAGUACUGCAAAGGCCGGGACGGACAUGAUAUCGCGGAGGAACGACGGAAUGGCCGAGUACGGUAGAAGGCCAACACUGGACUUGCAGGAUGAAGGUGGCAACAGGUGGCAGUCGGAGCUUGUUGGUGGUGCCCGAAGACCGCCACCCGUGCAGGACUCUAUACAAGAUGAUAGCAGACGGCCGGCUGCCGAAUUCAAGAAAACGGAACAGGAAGACGUGAGCGGCAGACGUUUGACGGACUUCAAAACCAUCAGACCAGAAAUCGGUGCCGCCACCGAGUAUGGCGCGGCCAGCAGACAGGUGAACGCCACGACCCGUCCGGACGACAGACCGCCUAUGAGAGAUUACGAACAGCCGCGGUACGAGCGCAAAGCGUUGUUGGAAAAAGAUCAGCCUGUCCAGAGGCCGGCCGCGGUGGAGCACGGCAACCGUGCGUCGGAGCUUAGAAAGUUGCACUUCGAAGCCACUCAUUUGAAACCGGUCAGGGAGCAACCAAAUGCGGCCAACAACGACGGCAGGGUGGCUUCGGAGCGAGGUAGGGAGCCACCGACGAAUGGGACGGGACCUAGGGAUUACGCGGCGAUGAAGUCCACCGGCGACGAUGACCCGCCAAACGAACGGUACAGGGCGACCGUCACCGCGGCGGCGGACCGCGUUGCUGGCGGAGACGACAAGGUCGUGCCGCAGCCGAGUAAGAACUCCAGGCCCGAUACUUUAAAAAUAAUUAAAGACAAUGAACCACUCAAAGAUUCAUCAAACUCGAAAGGCGAUCGUCAGAACGACAACGACGUGGGCAAGUCGCCGAGCAAAAUCCCGAAAAAAGACCGUUCAGAAUUGAAAACUCCCACCCGAGCUGUCACGCCAAAGUCUCCUGUUGAGGGCGUGACCGGACAGAAGAAGUUGCCGAUGAACAAAGUGCAAGUGGGAUCUGCGCCAUCACCGAAUCUCAAGGUAGUCCGGUCAAAAGUCGGAUCACUGCAGAACACCAGUCACAAACCGGGCGGUGGGCAAGUGAAAAUCGAAAACAGAAAACUCGAAUGGAAAGCCGGUACGAGGGUUGAGGCCAAAAACGAUGCAUACGUUCCCGGUGGCGGCGACAAAAAGAUUCAAAGUGUUAAGCUACAGUGGAACGCCAAACCUAAAGUAGGUUCACUGGACAACAAAACCCACAAACCUGGAGGUGGUGACAAAAAAAUCGAAACCGUUAAGCUCGACUUCAAAGACAAGGCAAAACCAAAAAUCGGGUCCAAAGACAACAUUAAACACACUCCAGGCGGAGGAGCCGUCAAGAGCCAAUCCAUAGAAUUAUUAGAAAAGGAAUCGCACGACAUAGAGGAUCAAAAAUUGGACAUAAAAGCCCAGAGCAAGGUAGGAUCGUUGGACAACAUGAAACACAGACCUGGUGGUGGAGAGGUGAAAAUAUUCGAUGACAAGAGUUACAUAAAACAGACGAACGCGGGACAAAUCGGAACGCCAACAAAAACACAGCUCCGGAGGAGUUCUAGUUUGAAAAGUCCAUUAAGCAUGAAGUUAUAUAGCCCUGAUGAACGACCCAAAAGCCAUGUGAAAAUUGUCGUUACACCAACAAGUGAGGAGGAUUUGUACAAUAAAAUAGCAACAAGCAACAGUAAAGAAGGACCUAGGCGAUCAGCAUACAUAAGAUCACCUUCACUACACAAUGACAUAGUUAUACCCGAAGAGGCAGUUAAAACUAAAAAAUGAUAAGAUGUCAUCAAUAAUUAAGAAUUAUAUAUUUGUCCAUCUACUGUGCAGAACAUUUUUAUAAAAACAUUCCAGAUGUGGCAUAGGGUUACUACAUUUACAGUUCCUGACAUUAGCAGCAUAGUUGAGAUGUUGGGUUUUAAUGUUUUAGAUAUAUGGUACAAUAUGCACAUUGUGUGAUGAUAAUGAUAAUAAUAAGAAUAAUAAUAAUAAAUAAAUAAAUGGCUUAAUUCGAAUACUGAUACAAAAUCAAAAUAUAAUACAGUAAGUACAAGAGUAAUAAUGGGAUAAAUUGCAUAUUUAACUAAACAAAAAUUAAUAAGGGAAAAAAAAUCAAAACAAAAUUCAAUACAUAAUAAAGUAAAAUUUUUAACAAAAAGAAAAAAAAAUGGAAUACAUUUAUCUUGUUACAGGUUUGAACUUGUGUCGAUUAUUUUUUAUACAUAUGUUUUUGGCCCAAAGCAAGUCAUAAUAUUAACUUCAAUUUUAAC